Messenger RNA from Durio zibethinus, 1278 nucleotides. RefSeq lists its product as uncharacterized. The record is from RefSeq and is a predicted model, not a curated record. Lineage: Eukaryota; Viridiplantae; Streptophyta; Magnoliopsida; Malvales; Malvaceae.
AAAUCUUGUAAAAUGAAAAAGACGAAAAGGCCAUCUCUCAUCUAAAUAAAACUAUAAAAUUUCCUCUCCGCCUUUAAUUUGUACCUUCUUCCCCGACGCGAAGAAGUCCUGAUGUCGAGUAAGAAAGAAGAAAAAGCUCAGGCUGCAGCUGAAAGAAUCAAGGCUGCAGCAUUGAGUGCUGCGAAAGGCCUCAGUCGUGCUCAGGCUGAAAGGGCGGCAGCUGCUGCAGCCCGAAAUGUUAAUGCUUAUGGGCAGAAGGAAGAAGGACCUAGCAGAUGGCAGGAGAAAAGGGAAGCAAAGAGGCAGAUGUAUUUGAUGAGUACUGAAAAGGCAGUGAGAUUAGGUGAAAGGAAAGACAAGACAUUAAUGUCUACAAUGGGUGCUUCACAGUGCCAAAGGUGUUUUCAAACGGAGCAUUGGACAUAUGAAUGCAAGAAUGAACGGGUCUACAUGUCACGACCCUCACGUACCCAGCAGCUUAAGAACCCCAAAUUGAGGAUGAAGCUUUCAAUCUCUUAUGAUUUGGACAAUCCAGAUGUCAAGGAUGAGAAGGAUGACAGCAGGUCUAAGAAAAGCAAGAGGAAGCAUCGGUCAGAUUCUGGUUCAGGUAGUAAUAGUGAGGCUUCAGUUUUUGAGACUGAUAGCGGUGCCUCAUCUGUUACGGGAUCAGAUUAUUCCUCAGCAGAGAGUAGUACGGAUUACAGCUCAUCAUCUGAGUCUGAGGAAGAAAGGAGGAGGCGCAGGAGGAAGAAGAAGCAGAAGAAGGGGAGGCGCAGAAGGUCCAGCUCAUCUUCCGAGUCAUCUGAUUCAGACUCAGCUUCAGAUUCUGAUUCUGAUGAUAGGAGCAGUCGAAGGAAGAGCCGGAGGCAUAGCAGAAGACGCUGAAGGAGAGAGGGCAAGGCACGUAUUGCCUGUUCCAUGUUGGACUUGCCUAUCUUAACUCCAGAGAAUUGUACCAUCUCCUUUUACUACUUUGUUGGGUCUGUCCGGUUGUAACUCUGGCGCUUAUGGUCUUACACAUGCUGGAGAUCAAGCCCUUACAUUAAGUGUGCUAGAUGUUUUCAUUCCGUUUUCUUUUCGUUUGGGAUGUUUUGUUGCGACAUAUAAUUCAAAUUAGUUCCCAGUAGUGGUGCACUACCGAACAUGUUCGUGGGUACCUUUUAUGAAAUGAUUGUAGCUGAAGAAAACUUAUCGUAAGCUUUUGACUCUUGCAUGUGCCAUCAGGUUUUCUUUGGGUCUAUCGUAUUUUUGCAUCCAGGAUUUCGGGAUUGCUCUUCA